This is a messenger RNA of Zeugodacus cucurbitae (melon fly), 1419 nucleotides long. RefSeq names its product pyridoxal kinase. The record is from RefSeq and is a predicted model, not a curated record. Bases 400 to 1314 code for a protein of 304 amino acids. Gene Ontology annotation, cellular component: cytosol. Gene Ontology annotation, molecular function: pyridoxal kinase activity. The transcript has 5 exons. Gene Ontology annotation, biological process: pyridoxal 5'-phosphate salvage. Lineage: Eukaryota; Metazoa; Arthropoda; Insecta; Diptera; Tephritidae.
AGUGUAGCAUGGAGAUAAAGUGUUGUUCUUAAAAAACUGAUAAGGAGAUACAACAAGUGAUAUACAUACAUAUAUAUGAACUAAGACUUCUGUCUUCUAUAAUACAUAUACAUAAAUAUUUAGCAAUUAUCAGCUUUUACAAAACGACGCCCAACUAAUAAAGCGCCUAUAUAAUGUUUUAAUAAACACUCUCUUAUUCUCAAAAGCUGUUAGUUGCAGUUUCAUCUCACUCAUAAGCUUAUAUAUAGGGCAGGUCACUUCUCAAAAGUUGCUAGUUGUGGUUCCAUUUCACUUGGAAGCGCAUAUAUAUCACGGUUUGCGAAAUCAUAGAAAACCCAUAAAUAAUAACUUGCCUGUAAUCCUAUAUUUCUAUAUAUAUUUAAAAAAAAAAAGAUCGAAAUGGCUAAUCCAGACUUGAACCGGCGUGUCCUCUCCAUACAAAGUCACGUGGUACACGGUUAUGUUGGGAAUAAAAGUGCGACAUUUCCGUUACAGAUAUUAGGUUUUGAAGUUGACGCCAUAAACUCUGUGCAAUUGUCCAAUCACACUGGUUACAAAACAAUCAAAGGGCAGGUAUUGCAAGAAAAGGAACUUGCUGAACUCUUUGAAGGAUUGGAGGCCAACAACUUGCUACAAUGCUACUCGCAUUUACUAACGGGUUAUACUGGUAAUGGGUCUUUUCUAAAACGUAUUUCUUAUAUUGUAAAAAAACUCCGUGAAAUCAAUCCUCAUUUAAUAUAUGUCUGUGAUCCUGUCAUGGGUGAUAACGGCAAAAUGUAUGUACCUGAAGAUUUACUACCCAUAUAUCGCGAUGAAAUUAUACCACUUGCUGAUAUAAUAACACCAAACCAAUAUGAAGUAGAAUUACUAACGGAAAAAAAGAUUACCACCGAGGCUGAUGUUUGGUCGGCGGUGCAAUGGUUUCAUGAACGUGGCAUUGAUACAGUGGUGAUUUCUAGCAGUGAACUGGGGCAAGCAAAAGAGUUACGUGCUUUCUUAAGCAAGGAAAAUGGCAAUCGCUAUAUAAUAAAUAUUCCGCGCCAAGGAAACGGCAUAUCAUUCACAGGUACUGGAGACCUCUUCGCCUCACUCUUCUUAGCGCACAGUCAUGCCACGAAAGAUUUGGGCGUCGCUUUUGAAAAUACGAUAGCUUCUCUUCAAGCUGUCAUAAAACGCACACUUGCAUCAAUGCCUGAGGAAGUUUUGAGCGGCCAACGUAAAGUAACUGCACAGGAGUGCGAACUUAAAUUGAUACAAAGUAAAAGCGUUAUCGAAAAUCCACUGGUAGUGCUAAAGGCACAACAAAUUAAAUAACCGAUGUGCCAUUUUUAGUUCGCCGAUUAUUUGAUUUGUUUACCGACACAAAGAACAAUAGCAUUCAAUCACUUUGGCGUUUAACUGGCAUUUUGUGUGUACACA